Messenger RNA from Scutellospora calospora, 1112 nucleotides. Lineage: Eukaryota; Fungi; Glomeromycota; Glomeromycetes; Diversisporales; Gigasporaceae. The record is from the annotation of a GenBank genome assembly.
AUAACAUAAACAAAUUGUCAAUAAUACUUCGCUCAAAAGUUAAAUCUCGUAUUGCGUCAGGCAAGAUCCUAACUAAGAUUGGUACCUUUACAACAAGAUCAGAUGUUAAUGCUGAAGAAAGCGAGCUAUUUGGAGUAACUCGUGAGGGUUUGCAAAAUUAUGCCUUAAAGGCUUUAGAAUGGUAUCAGGGUGCUGAUAGAGAUCUAAAAUUCUUUUUUAAUAAUGGAAACUCGCGAACAAAUCUUUGGAAGAAAAGGAAAGCACAAGAACAACUUCAGCAGGAGGCUAAGCAGAUGAGAACUCUAGAAGAGAUGUGGGGCAUAAAAAUUUGUAAUCGAAAGGAAGUACCAUUAAUAUUAUAUUAUGAUGAAUACGAAGAAUGUGAAGAUACUAUUAUUCAGUCUCAACAAUUAAUUGAAAACCGUUAUAAUGAAUUAAAACAUAAACUUCAUGGUCUUCAAAAUGCAAAGAAAGAAAUGGCAAGUUUACAAUCUUACGAAGUGCAAAGGCUUACAUCUGUUUGUCAGUAUUUUAGAUUGUUAUUAGAUAGUGAAAAAAAAAUGAAAGCUUCGAACCAAGUUGCAAAUAUUUUUUGGAAAGAUAUUCGAAAUAUAGAUUAUAUGUCACGUUGUGUUAGAGGAUGGGCAAAGGAUUUUCUUGUUCAAGGUUCUUUGUCAAGUCAUCAACAAGGAAAGCAUUCGAAAAAGUUAUCAUUACUUAGUGAUGAGGAUAUUAGUUUAGCGGCUCGCUUUCAUAAGAGAGCUGUAGAACAACAAGUAUACUUUGAUGGGCACGAAAGAGAAGAUGUGCAAGAAUAUCGCAAAAGUUGGGCACCUAGGAUGAUAAACUAUCGAAAAAAAAUGGACCAAUAUUGUGGAGAUGAGAUGGAAAUUGUUAUUCCACCGGAACGGCUUGAGAUUUGGGAUUCGCGUUAUGUUAUGGUUACUCAUGAUGAAGUUUAUUUUUAUGCAAAUGAUGAUAUGUCAUAUGUUUGGCUUGAAGAUAGUGAAUCCGUAAUUAAAAAAAAAGGACAGGGAGGUUCUAUCAUGGUUAGUGAUUUCUUAUGUCCAUGUCAUGGUCCUUUACGACUUACAGAGGAAGAUUCUAUAUGA